Molecule: messenger RNA, 316 nt
Organism: Limulus polyphemus (Atlantic horseshoe crab)
Lineage: Eukaryota; Metazoa; Arthropoda; Merostomata; Xiphosura; Limulidae
Product: Golgi to ER traffic protein 4 homolog
Exons: 4
Biological process (GO): protein insertion into ER membrane
Cellular component (GO): BAT3 complex; cytosol
Molecular function (GO): protein binding
Source: RefSeq, a predicted model, not a curated record
GUUUCACCUCCACAAUAUGGCAGCCAAAAGUAGAGAACGAAUGGUUGGCGUGGAUAGAAUUUUGAGUAAAUUACAGUCUAAUAUUGAAGCAGGUAAUUAUUACGAAGCCCAUCAAAUGUACAGAACUAUAUAUUUUAGGUAUCUAUCACAGAAGAAGUACAAGGAGCUGUUAGACCUGCUGUACGAAGGGUCGAGUACCCUUCUGAAGCUCUGUCAGCAUAAUAGUGGAGCAGACUUAGCAAAUUUAUUGGUGGAUGUUUUAACCAAAGCAGGUUCACUUGUUACUUCAGAAGAUCUUGGUAAGUCACUGAUGUUG